This is a messenger RNA of Pocillopora meandrina, 381 nucleotides long. The record is from the annotation of a GenBank genome assembly. NCBI's taxonomy places the organism in Eukaryota, Metazoa, Cnidaria, Anthozoa, Scleractinia, Pocilloporidae.
AUGUGUUACUGUGAAACACCAGAUAAAGAAAGCUCCAGCGUUGAUAAAUGUUACAAAAUCGACGGUGGGAUUCUGGAAACUGAGCAGAAGAGGUACGCGAGCUUUCGUCGUGUGCGCGGAUUAGGUCACACGACUGUUUCCGAAUUGCUAAUGGCAAUACAGGAAAAGGUUCUAUUUGAUACGUUUUCACAUUUUUCCGAAUAAAGUAAUACAUAUCGUUGCAUUGACACCCACUACAGAACGAUCAUUUGGUGCAUUGCGGAGAUUAAAAGUUACCUCUGCAGCACCAUGGAGCAACAAAGUAUCGGUAACGGCAUCGCACUUAUUAACUUUCAAAGGGCAUAUGCCAACUCUGUAGUCAGCAAUGGAUCGUAUCAUUGA